Penaeus vannamei (Pacific white shrimp) is the source of this 7198-nucleotide messenger RNA. It is a transcript of the gene zfh1, whose product is annotated as Zn finger homeodomain 1. The record is from RefSeq and is a predicted model, not a curated record. NCBI's taxonomy places the organism in Eukaryota, Metazoa, Arthropoda, Malacostraca, Decapoda, Penaeidae. Gene Ontology annotation, molecular function: DNA binding.
CCCUCAGUCAUGUAGGAGCUGCGAGUUUGAUAGCACGCACUUUUUCGCGCUCCACAUCUGAAACUCAAGGUGCUACCUACUUAGUCACUAACUUUACGUAUACUUCAGUUAAGUGUAGAUUUCAUUUUGAAGUCUUUAUUACUGCAGUGAAUUGAAAAAAACUGUUACAAUCUGGAUAUAAUUCGUGGACCACAGGAUUUUUAUUUUGUCGUUAUAACGGAGACGCUCCUGUGGCUGUGUUCAAAAAGUGUUGAAUAUUUUUUCGAGUGUUGAUACAACGUCGCUACAACGAACCCUCCUGAAACAACGGAGACAACGCGAAUUCGGAUCGUUUGGAAUAUCCAGCCCCAAACCACGCCAUUGGAAUACCCAGAACUCUUUCCCCGAGCACAGUGACCUGCCGAGCCACUCUUCCUCACUGCCAAAUUAUCACCCGCACCACACUUGCUUGACCUUAGGUGACCGCGGAUCGUAUUUACGGGUCAGUGCCACGGAGACUAGUGCACGACCAAGUCUUGCAGAACCUGACUCGGAAGCCCCGGGCGUUCAGGAUCCCGCGUGGCCCUGCUGACCAGUGGUGCCUCAGGUCACACAUGGUGACAGCUCUUCCGGUGUGACUUAUAAGACCAGAGGAGCUCGUGGAUCGUGAGAAUAGUGGAGUGGAUAAGGUUGUACAAGUGUAGUGGCAUGUGGACGUAGACGUGACGCGCCCCUUGCUUCCACCGCGCGCCUGCGACACCAUGGCAGGAGUGACCACUAUGUACGCGCCAUCCUACACAGAUUCCAUCAAACUCUGGAACUUCGCAGGUGUCUUCAACUACCUCUCAGCUGAGAACAACGGAAGUGACACAGGUGUGAGCCCACAAACACCAACAGACGAAGCCGCUACGCCCACCAACGCCCCCAUCAGUCCGCCCACAUCCAGUCUCACGCCCAAUUCUGAAGCCGCCCUGGGUGAUGAUUCCGACUAUUUGACCGGCGCUAACGUGUCGUGUUCUGUGUGCCACAAGAAGUUCGCCAACAUUCACCGCCUCCAAAGACACAUGAUUUCGCACCAGGAGUCAGACGUUCUCCGGAGGUUCAAGUGCGAUGAGUGUGGGAAGGCCUUCAAGUUCAAGCACCACCUCAAGGAGCACAAGAGGAUUCACAGUGGAGAAAAGCCCUUCGAGUGCGAGCACUGCGGCAAGCGCUUCUCCCACUCAGGAUCUUACUCCUCUCACAUGUCCUCUAAGAAAUGCCAGCUGGGACGCAGUAGGACCAACGGGGUCAUGCCACGUCCGCCCCCACAGUUCCCUGGAUCCAACAACAAGCGUCCAGCCCUCAACGGUUCCUACUUGCCCAUCCUGCCGAAGGACAAGUCCCCGACUCCUUCUGCUGACCUUGGGUACUCGUCUCCCACACGACCAAUCUCCAGGGACUCACUUCUCAUGUCCCCUCCGUCGUUGGUGUCCCCUGGGAGCCUCAGCAGCUCCAGUAUGACUCCGGUGCUUAACCAGGGCUUCCCCCAGUGCCUGUCUCAGGGGCUUCAGGGUAACCUCCACCAGGGACUCUCACCCUACCACCCGCUGAACCCCCUCAUCCUGGCGGCCCAGUUCCACCCUCAGUAUUCGUCCUUACUGUCCCUGACCAUGACACAGGCGCUCAACAAGGCCCAGCAGGACGGCGGCGUAGAGGAGAAGGACCACAGCGAGGACGCCCCUCAGGAGGACGUCGACGAUGAAGACCGAGAGCCCGGCGAGCUAGUCAUCAAGGAGGAAACGAAGGAGGAGGAGGAAGACAGGAGCCACCCGUCGAAGGAGCGCGGGGACGAGGAGCGCGAGGAGCCGGCUAACAACAACGAGAAGGAGGGCAUGUCCACCCUCAAGAAGAUGCUAGAGAGCGUAAAUACUUCAGUCACAAAGCAGCAGUUCGAAGAGAAGGUGUCGUCCGCCACCCCGGGGUCCCUCUUGAGCAACUCGCCCAUCACGGACGACCUGUCGUGCGAGCUCUGCGGCAUCGCCUUCAAGAGCUGCAUCGACGCCUUGUACCACGCCCGCGGACAGUGCCCACGCUUGCCCGAGGUCAACGCCGCCACCGAGCACUACAAGGGGCGCAUUAUCGAAGGCUUAGCAGCACGCUUGUUAGCGGGGAAUCAGCAGCACCGACAUCUUCAGCAGAGCCAUUACCCGAUGCACCCCGCCCAGCCCCUGUACCAUCACAGCCGUGUCGGCCAUGGCAGGGAGGAGGAGGCGGAGGGCGACUCCAGCCACGUUGUCGAUGACGAAGAGACGACCAGCGACGGCAAGAAGGUCCGCGUCCGCUCUCACAUUCGCGAGGAGCAGCUGGUCGUCCUGCGCGCCCAUUAUGCAGUCAACCCCCGCCCCAAGAAGGAAGAGCUGAUCACAAUCGCAGAGAAGAUCAACUUCCCCGUGCGCGUCGUACAGGUGUGGUUCCAGAACGCCCGCGCCCGCGACAGGCGUGAAGGCCGCUCCAUCACCCCAACGCCCACCUCCUAUUCGCAGCCCAGUUACACCACCAGUUACUCGACGCCAAGUUACACCACAUCAAGCUACACCUCCACGAGUUACGCCCCCACGAGUUACGUCGCCCCUACCUCCCAGGCCAGCAGCAAACCCAUCAGCAUCAGCCCCUACUACCCGUCCUUGCUGGCACCGCUGUACCCGCUGAACGGCCGCGCCUCGCCCACCCCCGGGGAUGGCGCCGACGACCUCGACGACGACCAGCCGCUCGACCUCUCCACCAAGAAGUCGUCCCCCUCGGCGUCGCCCAAGCCAGCCUCCGUCUUCUCGGACUCCGAUGCAGACUCGACGUCUCUGGCCAUCUCGUACAAGUCGGAGUCCCGCACGCCCACGCCCAAUUCCCUCAACAAUAAUAUCGCCGAUUCGAAGGAGUCGAGCAGCCUCAACGUGGCGGGAUAUCCCUCCCUCAUCUCGGAGCAGCACAGCAAGCUGGCCCAGAUCCUCCAGGGGGCGAAACUCGGCUUGCCGGCGCUGUACCCUGACCACAUGGAGAACAGCGAGAAGCGACCAAGGGAAGAUGAUGACUGUGACGACGAAGCCCGCAAGCGGCGACGCGACGAGGAAGGUGGAGUGUUCCAGUGCGACCAGUGUGACAAGUCCUUCAACAAGCAGUCGUCCCUCGCCCGGCACAAGUAUGAACACUCAGGUAAACGCCCCUUCAAGUGUGACUUGUGCCCCAAAGCGUUCAAGCACAAGCAUCAUCUCACCGAACACAGCCGGCUACACACCGGCGAAAAACCUUUCCAGUGCGACAAGUGUCUGAAGCGGUUCUCCCACUCAGGUUCCUACUCCCAACACAGGAAUCACCGGUACUCGUACUGCAAACCGUACCGCCCCGACGGCGCCGCCCCGCACUCCGAGUCGUCCACCCCGGUCCCCUCGCCGUCCGACAGUGGCGCCGGGGCCGUCGCUGCCUCGGAGGGCGUGUCGGUCAUCGUCACAGCCUCCGCCGACUCCCUCCCCGCAGUCCGGGUCGCGACGCCCCUCAGCUCGCCCGCGGACGAGGCCUCGGUGGGGAGUCCCCCGGCCUCGCCCCCUGAGGCACUCGAGGCCUCCGCCCCCUCGGUGAAAGAGGAGGUCGUGGCGUAGAUCGCGGUGAAACUUUUAGCUAAGAAAGCAAUUCAAAUCAAGUGUCAAGUGAACCAAUGUGAUGCAAACAGUGUGCGACAACGAACAGAGUUUAUGAAAGUUUCCUCUAACACUGUAAAUCAAAAGGUGACAUGCAACGAGAUGUCAGUGUCUAUGAUCAAAAUGAGUGCUGAAAAAAGUCUUUGAUGUUUUUGAUGCUUGACAUAUUGCAAAGAGGAUUUGCAUGUUUGGUGUGCAAUAUGUCAAGUAAUGUGCUCCUUACAUUGCUAGAGUUACAUGGACCUACUAUGCAGUGUUUCUUUGUUAUUUAAAAAAGGUUAUAAUUAUAUUUACUUUUGUAUAGGAUUAAUGUAAAUUCGCAUGUGCCAAUCACUUUUAUCUUCACUUACGAAAACUCUCACAGGGGUCCUUAUAGCUAGGGUCCUUUAUAUUUAGGAUCCCUCUGAAAUGUGGGUAUGGGACAGCUAAAUCUCUCAUGUCUCUCUUUCUCUCUUUCGUAUAGUUCCGUAGUCGUGUUAUGAUAGUAGGUGUUGAUUCAAGGCGGGUAAGGCCCUUCCACCUUAAGCCAGUACCUGUCAAAAUACUCAAGUAAAGAGAAUACUGAAUUAUGCGAUGUUUCAGUGCCACAUGGAGAAGCAGUGUUGCCAGAUUAUAUAUAUAUAUAUAUAUGUAUGUAAAGCUUCAUGUGCAUUUUUUUAUUGUUUCGAAAAUAUUAUGAAGGAAUUAUCGUUAUAUUAUUUGAAUGACGUUUAUUGGCAGUUCGCCAAAGAAAACAAAAAUAACGGAGGUUUCCUGUAAUGAAUUAAGUCCAGUUACACUCGGAAUGGGGGUACAACUGUAAGAGCACCAUUGGCAACACUGCGGUGUAGAAUACGAGCAGGUUCUCCAAUGAUAAAUCCACUGUCUUCCAUAAAUGUACUAGGAACCAUACACUCUUGCCCAGGUCGCUAGUGCUAGUGGAUUCCCCGUGCCUCGUGCCGUCAACUUCCCACGUGAACCAGACCAGCUAGUGCGACCCCCCAGUGCUGUCUUGGCCUGACGCAGAGCCCCUGUUUCUCGCUGUGUCACUUCAAGAUGUACACACACACGACAGGUUCGCAGUGGCUGGUCUCGUCACCUCACUAGUCCAAAGUAAUCUCAACAUGUGCAAUCUCUCUAUUUUCUAGAUUUCCAAGGCAUGCCAUGUAGUCCUCUGAUUUUCUUCGACAUUUCUCGAGAAUUCUUUUGUGCCAUCUUCCUUCGGAUGUUCAUGUACUGGCAGCAUGAUGCCGUGCCAUGGCUGCCUACUACAUCGAUAGUCAUAUUGCUAGUCUAAGUAGGUUUCUGUUGUCCCAUACUUGGCACUCAUUGUCACCUCCGUCUAUGUGAGCUUCUAAGAGCUAAUUUCUUCCUCGUACUUUCUUCAAAUGCCAAACGAAAUGCCAGUUUAACUUGGUUGUAAGCAACGAUUGUGCCAAAAUGACUACUGGAGAUUUCUAAUAGGAUCUUGUUAGAGAUGUGGAUAACAUUUAGAAUUUUAUUUUUAUCAAGUAUACAUAUGCAAAUUUAUUUUGUAUAGAGACCGUACUUCACCACAAUAGUGUACCAGAGUGCUUCCAUAUCACCCUACGCCAGGUCCAUGGCUACUUCCUUGAGCCGGGCCCGUGGCAACAACCUUGAUUUGGCCCGUGGCUUUUCCCCUGAGGAAGCCGAUGGUAUUUCCCAGAGCCAGGCCUAAGGCUGCUUCCUUGAGCCGGGUCCGAGGCCGCUUUCCCGAGCCGGGCUUAAGGCUAUACACAGAGUAACGUCCAUGAUAGGUGACUAACUGGCAGCGUCGACCAAAGGCUCCCAGUCAAAGUCUUUCACCUCUUUAAUUCCUCCUUAGAUUCCGGCAAGGGCGCUGUGGGAGGGCCCCACACAGGAGACCUCAGACUGCCGUCUUUCACAUAGAGUUAGGGGCCCUCUCGUGGUGCCCGGACCAUCUAAAGAUCAUCCCUCUGUCAUGUGACCUUUUACUGGCCAAUAGCAUUCCUCUUUGUCGCCCGAUCCCGUUCUCUCUCGUCUCCCGAUUGGUGGCUUCACUUUGGUCUCUGUACUCUUCGGGAAUUCUGGAAUAUGAUUGGCUAAGUGAGCACCACUAGCAAGGAGGUUUGAAUUCGGUACAUUCCCCUUUGCUUUUUUCUUUUUAUAUCCAUAACCUUUAUUAGGAAAUAAGUACUCUUUAAUUGGAAAAUGGCGCUGUGACUACAACGGAUAAUUAGACGACAGGGCCAACAUGUUUGAACGGUGUCGUGCCUUUCAUCUCUCUGUGGAAUCUCGCUGUGUAUAUGAGUAUAUAUAUACCAGGCGCAAAGGAUGCGUUAAAAAAGUUCUAUAGAUGGUUAAACGGAAGAUGUUUGCAUUCUCAAUAAGCAUUCCAACGUAGCUGGUAGAAGUGACUUUAAAUGUGUGAUAUCUUGAGAACGACCCCAUGACUGUGCGGAGAAAUUUAUUUUUUGUCCCAUUUGCUCUCUUCAAACAUUUCCCUCCAAAAUAUGGUAUUCCAAUUUAUUAUUCCGUAGUAGCCUAAUCUAGACCUAGAUUUUUCCUAUUAAUGUCCGAUCUUUGACUUUACUAUGGUGUACGGGCUUGUGCAGUUUUCCCGAUCUCACUCUACUGCUCAUGUGUCCGUGCUUGAACAUGGAAUGGAAAAAAAAGUUUAAUGUUGAAAAAUACGAAAACCGUGCACAAGCCUUGCGCUGUACUUUGGUGCCAGAUUUUGCGAUUCUGUCCCGGCAAACUCCGUCUAGUGAAUGAUUUCUAAAAGGAUUACUAUCUGUAUUUUGAACAAAUGUAUAUUAUUACCAAUCUGUAUAUAAUGUAAACAAAUUAUAAAUGAAGUAUAAAUAUAUAUUGUAAAGAUUAGGCAUCUGUGUGAGUCAACUAAAUGUACAUGGAUCAACUACGUGAAAACAAGUGAGGAUCGACGAGUCCCCUUGAACCGCCGAUGGACAGAAUCACCAUCUGGAUUCCUUGCCUUCCAAACCCCUUUUUCUCAGUGUUUCCUACGUCACUUUCCAUAUUGUGUGUUCGUGUGUGUGUUUAUCCAGUUCCUCCACUUUGAACUUGGAACAAUAUGGACAACCUUAUCUAGUUCAUCAUCCCUUGUCUUUAUAAGUGAUAACACAUUUUGAAUAUUCAACAGGAUAAUUUCAAGUACAAAGUACGUAGAGACCCCCUCCCCCAACUAGCCUGAAUGAGUUUGGAAAAAAAAAAUACAUACAAAACACAACGGUUUUCUAUGUCACUUAUUUCGGUGAAGACUAAACGUUCCUACUGUAUAUGUUUUUGGUCUAUUCCAAUUACUACAAUGUGCUUCCGUCAUACUAUAUAAAAAAAAAACAAGAAUCAAAUUUAUUACCUUGUUGGCCCCCAGACAGGCAAGCCCAUAUUUACAGUCGUGCAAUAGACACCAACACCACUGUUCCCUUUCUCCCUUCUCUCGUCAUAUUCCAAAUUAGAUUAUAAUGGUGAUUUGUAUCUUAUUGUAGUUAGAAAUAAGCCUAAGGUUUAUAUGAUUACCUUAUUGUAUAUUUUCUUGUACUGAUAAAAUAAUAAAGCUAACUAUUGAA